CUAGCGACCAUUUACCGCAGCUGCAGCCUCCUGACUGCUCGUCUUAUCAACAGGAACGCCAUCUUUAGCCGCUGUGAACUGAAGCCAAGUGUUCAGGUAGAGCCAAGGAGCGAAAGUAGGUCAGGCGCCGCGAAAAACUAAGAUUUUUUCAGUCACCUCACUUCGAGAGUCAGCGUUUGUCCAUCUCCCGUUGCUGUCAUUGGCCCAAUGUGUUUGAUCGGCCGGACAGUUCGAGCACAGUUUUCUUCUUGUGUCGGUCCAGGUUGACGUGGAGUGACCCGCCUUUUUAUCAAACAGCCGGCGGAGGACAAAACCAGGUGAGAGGGAUGAAGCGAGGCCUCCAAGACAAUGAGCCGGAGGAUGGCGGUGGCCCCAGCGGCGAAUGCGAGAGGACUCUUAAGCGGCUGUGUGAUCCGAUGAGCCAGGGAGACUUGGAGGGGAUCAGCUGGGAGAAUUUGCCACAGGAGAUUCUGCUUCACAUUUUCCAGUAUCUGCCUCUUCUGGACAGGGCUUUCGCUUCCCAGGUGUGUCGACGUUGGAAUCUGACCUUCCACAUGCCAGAGCUGUGGCGCUGCUUUGAGUUUGAGUUGAACCAACCAGCCAGCUCCUACCUGAAGGCAACACACCCAGACCUCAUCAAACAGAUAAUCAAAAAGCACUCCAACCACCUGCAGUACGUCAGCUUCAAGGUGGACAGCAGCAGGGAGUCUGCAGAGGCGGCAUGCGACAUCCUUUCUCAGCUUGUGAACUGCUCUUUGAAAACUUUGGGGCUCAUCUCCACAGCCAGGCCCAGCUUCAUGGAGAUGCCUCGGUCUCACUUCAUCUCAGCGCUGACGGUGGUUUUCAUCAACUCCAAAUCCCUGUCGUCUUUGAGGAUCGAUGACACGCCUGUAGAUGACCCCUCUCUCAAAGUCCUGGUGGCCAACAACAGUGACACACUGAAGCUGCUGAAGAUGAGCAGCUGCCCUCACGUGUCACCUGCAGGGAUCCUGUGUGUGGCCGACCAGUGCCAUGGCCUGAGGGAGCUGGCCCUCAAUUACCACUUGCUAAGCGACGAACUUCUCAUCGCGCUGUCCUCCGAGAAGCACGUUCACCUUGAGCACCUUCGCAUUGAUGUGGUCAGCGAGAAUCCAGGACAGCAGUUUCACACCAUCAAGAGAAGCAGCUGGGACGCCAUGGUACUCCACUCUCCCAAGUUUAAUCUAGUCAUGUACUUUUUCCUUUACGAGGAAGAGUUCAGCCCUUUCUUCCAAGAUGAGAUCCCGGUCACGCAUUUGUACUUUGGCCGCUCGGUCAGCAAAGACGUGCUGGGACGGGUUGGCCUCACCUGCCCGCGUCUGGUUGAGCUGGUGGUUUGUGCAAAUGGGCUGCGGCCGCUGGAUGAGGAGCUCAUCCGCAUCGCCCAGCGAUGCACGCAGCUGUCCGCCAUUGGUCUGGGGGAGUGCGAGGUUUCUUGCAGCGCCUUUGUGGAAUUUGUCAAGAUGUGUGGCGACAGACUUAAACAGCUGUCAAUCAUGGAGGAAGUGCUGGUUCCAGACAGCAGAUAUGAGCUGGAUGACAUCCACUGGGAGGUGUCUAAACAUUUGGGCCGUGUCUGGUUUCCAGACAUGAUGCCAACCUGGUAGAGCUCUAAAAAAUGUUAGUUAGGGGUGCAUCGGUCAGUCGACCAAUGAAUCAGGCCAGAUUUCCUUCAUUUUGGGUGACUGACAAUCAGCUGAUACUUGGAUGUGAAAUCAGUCUUCUCCAUCUCAGCCUCCACAAAGGCUUGAAAGUCCUUCCUGCUAAAAUAUAAGGGAAGGCAGACUGACGGCUGACAGAACCGCCCACUAGGUUAUACGCUUGCAUGUGUGUGUGCGUGCUUCUGCAGUUUCAAUCGGUGAUUCAACCAGUUUGGCAGUUUUUGAAUCCUGACUUGCAAUUCAUGUAAGGUAGAAAAAAAAGUGCUUAUGGCCUGUUAGAAAAAAAAAAAAAAAAAAAAAAAAAGAUCAGUAUUUGCAGAAUCUAGGAUCGGCAGGUUAGGCUUUUUGAAGAUCAGUUAUCGCCUAGAAAACUACAAUCGGUGCACCCCUGACUUUAGCGUGCAAGUUCGUGUGCUUAACCCUUUUUUUUUUAAAUAAAAAAUGGUGCAUACACCAUUACAUGAAGAAAAAACUCUGGGAUAUAAUCUUAAAUAAUCUGUUUUUAAAAUCAUGUAUAAAUAGUAACUUCUGUGGUCUGUGUUCAUAAUUUAUGUAUGCUAUUCUAUUUUUGCUUUAUUAGAUUCCGCUUGUUUUUAUUUGGGACAUCUUGCACCUUAUCCUCCUCAGCCCUGCAAAGAGGAGCUAUGUAGUGUUGAAGGGCAGAAGAAACUAUGGAUAUUUGGUAAAGACACAUCAUGAUUUGUAUCUAGCAUCUGAGAUUUAUUUGCGUUUGGAUUGUGGGAACAGCAUUUCCUAAAUGAAGAGGCCAAACCUGACCGUCGACUCAUUAGGACAUAAAAAAGGACAAACUCAAGAAUUAUCCGCUAUUCAAAUAUUAAUCCACUUUUGGAAUUAAGUCUUGUGUGAGUCGGAUAAUCGUAUUGUAAUGAUUUAGAGCAGUGAAGGAGUCAGAAUGAACCCUGCUGUGCGUUUGUUAACUCCUGAUUUCAAUGCUUGUGAAUGUUUGGAUUUGUUUCUACAGAUAAUCAUUUCAUUAUGAAGGGACAGCUUUCACACAAAGCUGCCGUUUCAGUGUGUGUGUGUGCGUGUGUGUGUAUGUGUGUGAUCAUGUGACGGCGGUCAAGUAGAGUGGAAGUCUUAGUUCAGUUGGUAUGUAAUAGACCUCCACCAUGGUUUCCCUAAAGCACUACUUCACUCUUUUGAAUGUAUUUGGUGUUAUUGUCUUUGUAAAUAUCUGUCUGUUAUGAUUGAAAUUUUAUUUUGAAAAGCAUCGUUUUCUGCCUGACCUGAAUUGCUGUGCUUAUUGCAAACAAAGUAUAAGAGAAAUUUUAACAACAUAUUUAAAUUAAAUAUAUUAAAUAGUCAGAUACUUUUUGUAGCACUUUUAUUCCAUUAAGGUCCUAAUAAAGCAAUACCUGUCAGGAUGUACAGUUAAUGGAUAGUAUCUCUAUUUUAGCAAUGACCUGUACUAAGAGAUGACUUGUUUUUAAGAAUGUUGUUUUUGGAAAUAUGUGGUGUAUUAGGAUGGUGUGAUUGAUACUGUGGUCUACUUGGACAACACAGAUGUUCAUCAUGUUAAAUCAUGCAGGAGCUUUUUUCCCCCCAACUCACAAGGCUUACAAUUCAGCCUCUGUAUUCAGAAAAAAAAUAUACAUUCACAAGUCUGGGGGGGUCAAAAUCAGUUAAAUUGACAAAGUUGUGGUCUAAUUUGAGUGUUUUUUUCUAAGAUAUGUAAGGGUAUACGGUACAUGUUUAGAGAGGCAGCUCUUUCAAUGCAAGAAAAAUGUGAUUUUAAAUGAAUCUAAUCUGUAGCCCAGAUGCAGAGGAUGCCAUAUUUUGCUCUUGUAAGUCUAACAUCAAACCAUAAAUGGUGUACUGAUAUGUUGAAGUUAAGUUGGGGGAGAAAAAUUAAAACUUUGAGGUCUAUGUUUUUGAGCUUUCUUUUCAUCAUUUAGCACCUUGGGACUAAUCUGUACAAGUCAUGUAGAUGCAUCAGAUUAAAUUAUACAUUUUUUGUUUUUAUAUUUACUGCUAAUGUAAAUAAAAAAAUUAAUGUUAAAACUAA
Messenger RNA from Oryzias latipes (Japanese medaka), 3705 nucleotides. Its product is annotated as F-box/LRR-repeat protein 3. Gene Ontology annotation, molecular function: protein binding. NCBI's taxonomy places the organism in Eukaryota, Metazoa, Chordata, Actinopteri, Beloniformes, Adrianichthyidae. Gene Ontology annotation, cellular component: mitochondrion. The record is from RefSeq and is a predicted model, not a curated record.